AUAAAAUCCGGUUAACCAUCUGUCAAUAUCCGGAUUGACAUCGACUUCAUCUUGAACUCACGAAAGUGGCGCAUCCGAUGCUGCGGCAGUUCAAAGCCGCGUACGAUGCUGGCGUGGAAGACGAAGUGUCCCUAGGAGAGCAUGUCGCGAUGUAUCUCCAAAGCACUGCGGUGGUGGUGCCAGCUGACGACCUCGUCUGGGUGUGGGAGCUUCUCGUGGUGUCAAGGCAGGCGGCGGCUCCUCAUGCGAGUCCCCACGACGUCGUCCCACUCGCGAUGGACACUCCCCUUCGGCGAUUGAGCGCGACGGUGCGUUCAAUGCUACAGCCGCUUCCAUUGACGACAGCGCACUCACACAUGCAACACUUUCACGGCCUGCCCUCCGUGUGCAACGUCCUUCUCUCCGUGUGCUUCUCCACGAGUACAGCACAGAAGGUCCUGAGUGUUUUGCUCGAGACGCUACUGCCUGACUACCAUGUUGCGUCCAUGAGUGGGUUCCGCGUCGACUGGAAGGUGGUGGAUCUUACGCUCGCUCGGUUGGAUCCGUCGCUGAGUCGACAUCUAGCAGAGCUCAACGUGUCGAUCGAAGUGCUGUGCUCCCAGUGGUUCUUCUCCAUGUUCGCGGACGCGUUGCCGGCAAGCGUCGUAACUCAGCUGUAUACAUGGGUACUGGCAUCGCCGACCGGUUCCAAGACCUCCGCUCACCCAUGCAACUGGCUUGUCGCCACGGCGCUGGCAUUGCUGCUCUUUGCCGCGGACGUGCUGCAUGCCGCGACCGAUGCCAACACUGUCACGACCCUUCUGCAUCACCUCACCCAUGUCAUACUUGCCAUCGACGAAGACGUUCGGGGUAUUGUGCUGCAAUGGGUGCAUGCAUUUCAUCUCCAUUUCCACGACGCGCUCCAUGCAUGCCGCGUCGACAUGACUCUGGACGAAGAUGCACUGCCCCGACGAAUCUUUCUUGGAUGGAGACCCGCCACCGCCACGUCUGUGGCUUCUCCACCAUCUUCGUCAAGCAAGUCGAUACCUGCACGAUGGCGGCGCACGUUUCGCCGCCAAACGCGGCCCUCCACCCCUGCAAACGCGGCGGACUUGGACAUCGACAUCGAAGGAGCUAUCGACGCCGAUAUCGCUCGGACGUCGCAAGCGCCGCAUGAAACGCAAUGGCCGAUGUUGCGCCAAGUUCUCGUUGCGUUUGCGUGUGAAAAUCCCCAUAUUGGUUACUGCCAGGGGAUGAAUGAGCUGGCAGCAGUUCUCCUGAGGGAAUUUGGCGCUGUCCAAGACCAACCCGACCUUGCGUUGGAUGCGUUGACGUACCUGGUCGACGAUGUGCUUCCGCACUAUCACAGCCCGUCUCUCCUCGGUCUUCACGUCGACUGCGCUGUCAUUGAGACCCUCGUCCACCAAAACGACCCGCACCUCGUGCAUUGCAUGCAAUCCCUGGGCCUCAACAUGGAGAUUCUGUGCACGAAUUGGCUAAUGGCGUGUUUUGCGACGACGUCGCCGCCGUGGUUCCAUGUCAGCGUUCUCGAUAUGAUGUUUGCCGCCGAGUCUGCCGCCGCCGCCUCCACCGUUCUCGUCGUCACGUCUGUCGCCAUCUUUUUGCACCUCUCGAGCUCCCUCAUACACCAGCACGACACGGGGGGCGUCCUCCAUGUAAUCAAGGAAUUCCUCGCGGCGCAAUCCACUCCUUCGCCGGAUGCCCUCGCAUUUCUGUCCCUUGUGAGAACACUUCAACGUCAAUUGCCUUUGCAGGAGCUCCAGGUGAUGCGAGAGGUCCAUGCCGCCGCUGUCCAGGAAAAACUACUGGCAUUUCAAGCGAAAAAAGACGCCAUCAAGGAGGCCGCGACUGUCAGCUUGCAGUCAAAGCCAUUACCACCAACGUAUUCGUCGUCCUCUUCACGGUUCAAGCGCUUCCUAGGCAGCAGUGCGCUGAAAAAGGCGCCGACUCUGUUUGGUAAGAAGCGGCAAGACCACACGGAAGACAGCUCCGAGAAAAGUCGAGUUGCGGAUGAGUUUGACGACGUCGGCCGCGAAGGCGCUGAUGGAGACUCGGAUCUGCUGCACAGCCAACUUCAACACACGACGUAUCUCCUGGAAGGGGACGCGAUCGACGCGGUGGAAUGCGCACAGAUCAAGGAGCGAAUCGUUCACACGUGGUCCUCUGCAAGACACACCCCCGCGCAUGCACAGACUCGCGUGGAUCUGCUCAAAGCAUCCUUGUUCGUAUCCCCACAGUCUCAUGGACAGCCAACGCCAUCGUCAAGUAGCAAGGCGCAGUCGUUGGUUUCUCGGCACACUGCAAGGGCUCGGGCGAGUCUGCAUGCUCUUGGUGUCAAGUGGCGGUCGCGGUCUCCGUCCAAGCCGAGCGACAUUGUGAGCUCCACGAAGAAGACCCCGCUCAGUCCCACGGCGUUGCAGCUGAGCGAGAUCGCCGAAUCGUACUACGGCGGCGACAUCACGAAGGACCAAAGCAUUCGACGGAAGACGGACCUCAUCGCGAAGAGCAUGUUCCCAGAUGACGACAAGACCUCACAGUGUCCGACGUAACAAUAGACUGUCGAAACACGGCGCCAUCUGUGAAACGCAAUGUCCAAUUUCUUGCCCGUGUAUUCCAAUAUCCUGUGAAAACGUAUCCAA
This is a messenger RNA of Aphanomyces invadans, 2639 nucleotides long. RefSeq lists its product as hypothetical. NCBI's taxonomy places the organism in Eukaryota, Oomycota, Saprolegniomycetes, Saprolegniales, Verrucalvaceae. The transcript has 5 exons. The record is from RefSeq and is a predicted model, not a curated record. The coding region runs from base 78 to 2549 and encodes 823 amino acids.